Molecule: messenger RNA, 1969 nt
Organism: Dreissena polymorpha
Lineage: Eukaryota; Metazoa; Mollusca; Bivalvia; Myida; Dreissenidae
Exons: 4
Coding region: 49-1038 (329 amino acids)
Source: RefSeq, a predicted model, not a curated record
CUACUAGUCUUAUCAUUCAUAUAAAUUUUACUUUUAAGACCUCAGUUUAUGUUAUUGUUAACAAAAGAACUCAAAAAUAUGGAAACUAGAUGUGUUUUCUUGGUGUUGGUUGUAUUUGGUAUAUAUUUGUACUCGUCCGAUGCGGCUAUUUGUGGUUGGGACAGUGUCUGGUACAACAACUCAACGCCUUCAGCAGCAAACAAUCUCACUGACACCGAAGUACUACCAGAUGCAAGGAUUCUUGACUCUAUAUGUGACAAAUCGGCAGGAGGAAUGUUACAGGUCCGGUGUCAGACAGGCGGAAACAUGCCUUUUCAGUUUGUUCUCAACGACACGUCUCUACAAUACUUCGUAUCAUGCAUUCCCAUAAAUGGAUUGAUCUGCAAACCAUGGGAAGGCGUUACAGGUGCCUCAUGUCCGGAUUUCUCCAUUCAACUUGGAUGCGAAUGUCCGUCAACAAUUGCACAUGCUACAAACCCCGGCGUUGCUUCAACCACUCAGAUUGGAGUGUUUCCAGGCGCCUCACCGAUCGGAUUAUUUUCUACGGGUAUAACACAGAGGUAUGGAUUUUCUACAGAUGGAAUUGGCCAAACGAACAAGGGAACUAUGAGUGGUGCCGGAAAUGCAAGUGGUGUCGGAAACGGUUCUGGAACCGCAAAUAUAAGUGAUAGCGGACAAACCAGUGGUACCGGACAUAACAGUGGUACCGGAAGUACAGGUGAAACCGGAUAUACUGUUGGUGUCGGAUCCGGUGUGGUAACAGGAAAUACGGAUAGUAAUGGAAACCGUUACGGUACGGGCACUUCAAACGAGACUACGGGCGGUAAGGGGAAUGCAGGAGGAAACGGAAAUGAGAGCGGGAGUACAGGAAGCGGAAAAGGAACAGGUUCAUCUGGAAAUCAAAGCGGAAGUGGAUCCUUGGACGGCAACUCCAAAUCAUUGAACUCAUGGGACAGGAAUGGUUCGGUUCGCAGAGAAAAAAACAUCAUCGUUGCCUGGACGUUUGUUCUUCUAACAUUUUUCAGCUACAACAUGUAAAACUUUUGUUUCUGAUAUGUUUCAAAAUAUUGUCAGAGUUUUAUUUAUUUCUACCAGUUUUGUUAAGAUUUAAUCUCAUAUUCACGGUUGGAUAUAUUACAUUUUUAUAGCGUCCAUUUCAAACCAAUGUCGAUGGAAAUUUUGCAUGACUGAUAUGUUUUCCCCGCACACAUCUUUAAUGUUGUCAUAUUUCAGUCCUCAGUGGCUAAAAGAAGUAGUGCUUAUUUCUAUUAUGUGCAUGAUACACAUUCUACGAUCUUUUGUAAAUCCAGUUUGUUUGGUAAAUUUCUGUAGAUAAAUUGCUUACUUGAUACUUUGAUACCUUAAAUAGAUGGACCAUAUUUCGUUGUAUACUUUUAACGUUAAAACCUAUUUCACUAAUCGUUUUGAUUAAUGUCCGAUAAUGACAACACUUGGGUGCCAACCUUGGUAAUAUUGGAUUCUGUUUGUAAUAAAUUCUGAGGUGGACGUGAAAUUCCCUUAAACCGCUUUUGACCACAAACUCUUUUACUUUAUUUUUCCAAUGUGAUGAUCCCGGUUUUAACCCUGUUAUUGUUCUCUCUUCUCAUUAUGUUAAGAAAUGUCAUUGAAUUUUGUUCUGAAAUUGCAUUUAAUCUACUUACAUAUAUACAUUGUACUACUGAUUUGGUUACCUACUAUAGUAUACUGACACGUGACAUUACUUAAUUUAUAAUUAUAUGCAUUAAAGUUGAUGUACUUAUGUAUAAGUCUUAAUAGGCUGUCUGUUCUGUUUUAACCAUUUUAUAUUUAUAAUUUGUGUACUGUUAUAAACGUAGGAGAUAAGAACAAUAAUUUUCUUCUUAUAUAGUUUUUGAAGGUUCAAGGAUUGCUAAAUUUAAUAUAUAUAUGUACAUGAAUUUUCAAACCCGACCAUGUUGACCAUUAACUCAAUUAAAAAUAACCCACUGUG